This is a messenger RNA of Prunus armeniaca (apricot), 633 nucleotides long. Lineage: Eukaryota; Viridiplantae; Streptophyta; Magnoliopsida; Rosales; Rosaceae. The record is from the annotation of a GenBank genome assembly.
AUGAUGACUAUUUCUCUAUUUAGAUCAAGACUUUGUCCAGAGCUUCAAAGGGAAUUAAUUCCUCAUACUGUGAAUACUUUAGAGAGGGUUUAUCAUAUGGUACAAGAAUUAGAGAAGUAUUUAAAGUCGUCUAAUGUAGUCAAGCAAACUAAUUCUCAAAGAUUGGAUUUUCAUGUUGGCACAUCUGUGACUCCAAGUUGUACGACUCCAACAUCUACGACUAAUUUAGUAAAAAUUGCCAAGGGAAAAAGAGUGCUAGUUGAUGCACGUGGUGGUGGAACGCAAAGAUGUUACAGAUGCCAAGGUUUUGGACACUUUGCUAUCCAAUGCCCAAUGAAGGGGGCAACAAUAAAUCUGUGUGCACACAUCAACGAACAAGCUAACAAUCAAAGCGAAUUUGAGGAAGAUAUUUAUGAUCCCCAACAACCUGAUGCAGAUUGUGGAAUCGACUUUGAAGUCCCUCAUCCAACAUUAGUAGUAUUAAGGUGUACUUUGGCUCAACCUAGGAAGGAAACUAAGGAUUGGCGUAAGACUUCCAUUUUCCACACUUACAUCAAAUCUGAAGGUAAGGUGGUCAUAGGGAGUUGUAUCAAUGUGGUGACAAUGCUAACUGUUUCACGUCUUGGUUUGUAG